GGAAAAUAUGUCUCUUCCUCUGUUCUUUAAGUUGUCCACCCUCCUGUUUUUUGUAGGUGGGGAUGGCUCCAUUAUCCCAAUGAUGGAAACGGAUGCCCAGCCAUGUUUGCUCCUAAGUCCAGAAAAAGUACCCAGCAUGGGCAGCAGUGACUGUAGGGCACAAGAAAGCUGUAAAAGAGAGAUUGAAGAAACAGUCACUGGUUCCUUUCCCAAGAAACCAAGAACGGAUGCUAGCAAUUCUUACAAUAAUUCAGAGCUCUCAGCUGAUCACCUUAAAGAAACCCAAAUAGUGGAUCUGCAUAGAACAGGGGCCAAAUGUGUCCGAGGAGAAACAAUGGAUUCCCGAAGGCCAGGCAUUGAAUAUCAUACCAUAGGGCUUCUACGGAUCAAGCCAGGCCGUGGAGCCCAGACAGCCUCCAUGUCUUGUAGUGAUAAACUGGCACGCUGGAAUGUUCUUGGCUGGCAGGGAGCACUUCUGAUGCACUUCCUUCAGCAGCCUAUCUACUUGUCAGCCCUGGUGGUGGGUCAGUGCCCCUACAGUCUGGAAGCUCUGCACCGGGCCAUUGUUGCAAGAUGUCAUCUGGUCUCACAUUUGCCAGAUGGUUUCCAGGUCCAUGAAUUGGAAAUUCUACAGUCCCAGCUAGGUUUCAUCCAUAGUCAUGAAGCAGCCAAGUCUGGCCAUGUUCUGGGACAAAGAAAGGUAGUGUCCUGCGGUGCAGCUAUCAGUUGGAGUGCUGUCCCAGAGCACCCAUUAGAUGUCACUUCAUGUGGUUUUAGACAAGGGACCUCCAAGAAAAGGAUUGGGAGUUUGACCUCCAGGUCUCGAAUUUGCAAGGUGGAACUUUUCCAUGCUUUUCUAAAGGUGGUGGCCAGCAUUCCUCUGAAAAACCUGCCAGAAACUCUCACAGCCAAGAGACUGCAGACAUACUGGGAGUACAAAGAAGCUGCUGCUUCAUACCAAGAGGCAUGGAAAGAACUGCGCAGCCAAGCCUUUGGUACCUGGGUGAGGAACAGCCACCAUUACCAGUACUUCAUAUGAAGGAGAGAAGGAACCAAGUGAUUGUGUCUGACUUUGAUGACGACUUACGCAUCUCUCAGCUGAUUAGCACAAUUAAUGCUCCAUUUUUAGCUAAUACUAAGAGCAUGUCAGUGCUUUUGGCACUGUUCCUCUGAAAGUGAGGUUUUCUUCCAAAACACAUUUUGGAAUAAAGUAUAUAUGCUCCUUUU
Messenger RNA from Protobothrops mucrosquamatus (brown spotted pit viper), 1227 nucleotides. RefSeq names its product adenosine deaminase tRNA specific 1 (gene ADAT1). The record is from RefSeq and is a predicted model, not a curated record. Lineage: Eukaryota; Metazoa; Chordata; Lepidosauria; Squamata; Viperidae. Gene Ontology annotation, biological process: RNA processing. Bases 8 to 1039 code for a protein of 343 amino acids. Gene Ontology annotation, molecular function: RNA binding; adenosine deaminase activity. The transcript is spliced from 5 exons.